This is a messenger RNA of Mycena citricolor, 208 nucleotides long. The record is from the annotation of a GenBank genome assembly. NCBI's taxonomy places the organism in Eukaryota, Fungi, Basidiomycota, Agaricomycetes, Agaricales, Mycenaceae.
UGGCAGCAUUAGCCUGGCAGACACGCAUCAAGUGUUCUUCGAUUUUGUCGUUUGCGACCACUGAGUCGUCCAAGUAUGCGCCAGGGCUUGCGUCGAGAAGAGGGUCGAACGCAGCAGCCACGGUCGUAGCUGCGCCCUCGGGGAUCGUCUUCCACUGCAUAUCCUGCGUAUUCGGUUGGCCGUCCGGCCCGAGGAUCCCUUGGCUCUU